This is a messenger RNA of Paramecium pentaurelia, 236 nucleotides long. The record is from the annotation of a GenBank genome assembly. Lineage: Eukaryota; Ciliophora; Oligohymenophorea; Peniculida; Parameciidae.
AUGGGAUAGUGUUAAGUACCACAAAUGCAAUAAAUUGAAGAUGAUUUUGCUGCUAUCUAAAGAAAUGCAUAAACACUAAAAGCAGUGCCUGAAAAAUUAAAUCAAUUAGAGGCAUAAAUUAAUGGUAUUAAAAGCACAGCCGAACAAGUAAAAUAUUCCUCUUAUCUACCUAGCUCACUAAUUCAGUUAAUAGCAUAAUGCACACCAUAGAAAAUAUAAAAAAGAGUCUCCCAUGA